AUGUCGCAAAAGCGCAAACGCUCCGAAGAGCCAGCAGACUCCGCGCCCAUCUUCCGCUCUGCUCCGAUCGACGACCGCUCGUCAACCUUCGUCGGCUUCUUCUCGCCCACUUCAAAGCCCAAGGAACUACAAUCGCUAGACGAGAUCAAGAGCGCAAGCCACAAGAUCUUAGCAUGGCGACGCGAGAGCAACCAGCAGUCUAUCACGGGCGGCAUGAAGUACACGACCGACCACGACGAUGAUGGGGAGAAGUAUGCCGGGAAGAAGGUAGAGAAAGUACUGGAUGGGAUGCAGGUCAUGGGAGCUUGUGUCGUGGCGCGCUGGUAUGGCGGUGUGCUGCUUGGUCCGGUGAGGUUUGAGCAUAUUGAGACUUGUGCUAGGGCAGCUGUUCAGAAGUGGAAGGACUCUGUGGCAGAGGAGCAAGCGAAGAAGCGCAAGAUGGAGGCUGACGAGGCGGAAACGAAGAGGCUUGUCAAGACGCUUGCUGAGCGGGAUCAGAGCAUUGCUGUGCUCAGGACUUUGGCGCUGGAGAAGGAGGAGAAGGUCAAGCAGGCAAAGGCUGCGCCUGAUAGUGGAGAAGCGGAUGGAAAACCCGUUCCUGAUGUGCAACCUGCGGCGGAUGUGAAGCCUUUGAUGGACUACACAAGCCUGCCUCUGGAGCGGCUAAAGAUGCUGGAGAAGGCAAGGGAUGCCACUCUUUCGUUCUUGCUGAAACGUAUUGACAAGGCAGAGCUGGAGCUUGUUGGCGCUACCGGUAAACUACCUGAUGAGUGA
Saxophila tyrrhenica is the source of this 774-nucleotide messenger RNA. RefSeq lists its product as uncharacterized. Gene Ontology annotation, biological process: regulation of translational initiation; GCN2-mediated signaling. Bases 1 to 774 code for a protein of 257 amino acids. The record is from RefSeq and is a predicted model, not a curated record. Lineage: Eukaryota; Fungi; Ascomycota; Dothideomycetes; Mycosphaerellales; Extremaceae. The transcript has a single exon. Gene Ontology annotation, cellular component: cytoplasm.